CAACUUCUGGAAAAUAGAAGAUCUUGCACAGAUUAUGGAUGUUGCAUUCAUGUUUUUCUAAUACCGAUCUUAAUUCUUAACCAAUGCUGUUGAUUUGGGUAAUUUUGCUUUCCAUUAUUUAUGCUGAGCAGUGAAGGAGCUGUAAUUUUUUUCUUUCUUCCUGAAAAUCCAAGCUUCAAUUCUGCACUUUUUAUGCGUGUGUGUUUAUUAUUACCGACAAAUUACAGGACUAGGUAUUUAUUUGGGGGUAAAAAGAAAGAAGAUAGACUUGGUCUCAAGGGGUUUGUGUGAAGUCGGCGCGCCGCUUGUAACUUGUAACCUGUUUUACAAAUUUGGUGUGCUUGUUGUUAUAAAAUUUAAAGGGGUUGUUAGAUAAACUGGUUUGAUGGGAAACAAAAGCUCUAGCCCUAAGGAUGGGGGAAGUUGGAGGCAAUCUUCAAUGGCUCAGUCUCCAUCUGCAUCUCCAUCCCCAUCUCCAUCUGGGUGGCAGCACGAAUACGGUCAAUCAUCGUACUCACAAUAUUCUCAAAACUACCCCGUUCAGAAUCCUUAUCCAGCUGGAUAUCCACCACAGAAUCAGUACUAUCCUCCUCAAAGUUAUGAAACUCCAUCCCAUCCUCCCCAAAAUACCGGGCCUUCGUCUCAACAACAUGUACCACAAAAGAAGAAGCUUGACAGGAGGUAUUCAAGGAUUGCCGACAACUAUAAUUCAUUACAUGAGGUUACUGAAGCUCUGAAACAUGCUGGUCUCGAAUCUUCCAACCUAAUUGUGGGGAUUGAUUUUACCAAGAGCAAUGAAUGGACAGGCAAGAGGUCGUAUAACGGUCGAAGCUUACAUCAUAUUGGAAAUGGUCUCAAUCCGUACGAACAAGCUAUAUCUAUUAUAGGGAAAACCUUGGCGGCUUUUGAUGAUGACAACUUGAUCCCCUGUUUUGGAUUUGGAGAUGCCUCAACUCAUGACCAGAAUGUAUUUAGUUUCAAUUCCGAUGACAGAUUUAGCAACGGAUUUGAAGAAGUCUUAAGCCAAUAUAGAGAGAUUGUUCCAAAUCUGAAACUGGCAGGUCCAACAUCUUUUGCACCGAUAAUUGAAAUGGCAAUGACUAUUGUUGAGCAGAGUGGAGGACAGUAUCAUGUCUUGCUCAUUAUAUAUAUAUAUAAGGUUACAAGAAGUGUUGAUACUGAAAACGGCCAGUUAAGUCCGCAAGAGAGGAAGACUGUUGAAGCAAUUGUUGAAGCUAGUAAGUUUCCGUUAUCGAUUAUUUUGGUUGGGGUUGGAGAUGGCCCGUGGGACAUGAUGAGGGAAUUUGACGACAACAUCCCUGCUCGGGACUUUGACAAUUUCCAGUUUGUCAAUUUUACGGAGAUUAUGUCCAAAAAUGCGCACCAGUCUCGAAAAGAGACAGAAUUUGCACUUUCAGCAUUGAUGGAGAUUCCAUCCCAAUAUAAAGCAACAAUGGAGCUUAAUUUGUUAGGUCGACAGAGAGGAAACACUUCCGAGCGGAUUGCUCUUCCUCCUCCAAUCUAUAGCAUGGCUUUUUCCUCGGGUUCAAAACCUUCACGUGCCACCAGUUUUCAGCCUAGCUCAAGUUCAAAGUACGAGCAAAAUGUUUCUGCUAGUGCAGCUCCUACUGCUCCAAGCUCUACUUAUGAACACCAGAUUUGUCCCAUUUGCCUUAGUAACCCAAAGGACAUGGCUUUUGGUUGUGGUCAUCAGACAUGCUGUGAGUGUGGCCAAGACCUUCAACUAUGUCCAAUUUGUCGCAGUAGAAUCGAGACCAGAAUAAAGCUCUAUUAGAUUGCUCGUUUGCUUCCUUCAUAUUAACUUCAACAUCAAAUUCUUUAUUUUCGUUCCGGAUGUACAAAGGUGAUCGCUCGGAUGCCCUUUUUGGUCUUGACGCAGUACAUACGAAGCAUUUUGCAUCACUAUUUAGUUGGUAUAUCUUUGUAUUGUUUUUGGCCUAUAUAGAAAAGAUUGGUGAAAUCAAACUAAACAUAGUGCGGAUAGGAGUUUCAUUGCCUUGAUUUUUUUGUAAGUGAGUCAUCUUUUGAUUUAAUUUCGCAGUACUUGGAAAAUCAGGUUGUUGUUGUUUAUCAAUGAUGUAAUAUAUGAAUUUGUUUGGUGUUUGCAAC
Erythranthe guttata (spotted monkey flower) is the source of this 2130-nucleotide messenger RNA. NCBI's taxonomy places the organism in Eukaryota, Viridiplantae, Streptophyta, Magnoliopsida, Lamiales, Phrymaceae. The record is from RefSeq and is a predicted model, not a curated record.